Messenger RNA from Bactrocera dorsalis (oriental fruit fly), 9940 nucleotides. RefSeq lists its product as uncharacterized. Lineage: Eukaryota; Metazoa; Arthropoda; Insecta; Diptera; Tephritidae. The transcript has 3 exons. The record is from RefSeq and is a predicted model, not a curated record. The coding region runs from base 920 to 2656 and encodes 578 amino acids.
ACUGAUUUUGGUAAUAAAAUUCAAUGAUUUGCAAGCGUUGCUCGUUAGUAAGUCUAUUCAUGAUGAAAUGUCAAAGCAUACUGAGCAUCUUUCUCUUUGACACCAUGUCUGAAAUCCCACGUGAUCUGUCAAAUACUAAUGCAUGAAAAUCCUAACCUCAAAAAAAUCACCCUUUACAUAUAUAAAAUUAAGUGGCAAAACUUCCUGUUCGGAUACUCCUCCUAGACGGCUUGCCCGAUUUCAAUGAAAUUUUCAGGGGUGAUUGGGGUCUGUUUGGAGGGUGCACAUAAGAAAUUUAAUGUGUGUAUCAUUGCGCGUUUUGCAAAAAAAAAAAUAAAAUAAAAUGAUACAUCCCGCCUAUACAAAUACUCAUGAAAUAAUGUUUUACCGCAAGAUUGGUAGUCCUGUCAAAUGCCUUUUAAUUCCUUUCUAAUAAACAGAAACAACUGGCGGAUGUUUACAACUAAUAAAAAACAAUGACAUCGCAUGUUGAUCGUAUUUGCCUUUUUGUUCUUUCUAUUGACAUAUUUUAAAAUUGUGUGUAUUUUUCUCUGAUUUCAACGUGAUUAACAUUCUGCGUACAACACAAAGCAAGUGAGUAUUGUUGUUGUUUCGUAUGUGAUGCCAUGCGGUUCGAUUGUCGCUUGAAAAUGCGCGGUGUGUGUAAAAAAAAAGUGUUUCAACAUUGUGUGUUUUUUCCAGAUUUAAUUCCAUCGAUUUGCUACAUUUAUUCGAACCGAUUUUGUGUGCAACACACACAAAGCAAGUGAGUAUUGUUAUUGUUUCGUUAGUGCUUCCAUGCGGUUUGCAAAUACACUGUUGGUGGGUCUUAUUGCAUAUGCGUGUGUAGUUUAAGAUGUAGUUUUAGGUUAAUUUUUACAUUUUUAUUUAUGUACUUCAAAUAUGCAUACUCUAGAAAAUGCCUCGACUGCGCCAACGUAAUACGGUUGGCAGGCAUAGGAGUGAUCCACGUCGAAUGUCAAUAUUAAGAAGAAAUCACAGCGAAGAGCAACGCGCUCAAGUGAAUGCCCGAGGUAGAGCGGUGUACAGAGAGCGGCGUGCACAGAUUAGAGCUGAAUUCGCGGACAAUCAACGGCCAAAUUACCGUCAAGGCCGAGUUCCGGUCCGCCUUCGCGAUCAAAUGGAACAUGUUGGCUUUCACCACGAUCCUGACUGCGACUACAGCCUGCAUGGUGCCAUCGGAGCAAUGGAUAUUAUUUGUACGCAUUGCAAUGCAGCGAAAUUUCGAGGAGAAACAGCUGGCAUGUGCUGCUUCAGUGGCAAAGUGAAACUGCUUGCAUUGGAACCGCCACCAGAACCAUUACAUUCCUUGCUCACUGGAGAAUCGCCGACGUCUAAGCAUUUCUUGCCGAACAUACAAGCGUACAAUUCAUGCUUUAAAAUGACUUCUUUUGGUGCCACAAAGAUCAUUAGAGAUCCAUUUAUGCCGACGUUCAAGAUUCAGGGACAAAUAUACCAUCGAGCAGGCUCGCUCAUACCAUUUGUCGAUGCCGACUAUCAAUUUUUGCAAAUAUAUUUCAUCGGUAAUGAAACUGACCAACUAAAUCAACAAUGUAAAAUUGCGACCGGCACAAGGCGAGAAAUCGUACUAAAUUUGCAAAGAUUUCUCAAUGAGCACAAUGAAUUGAUUCGAUUGUUCAAAAUCGCAUUGGACCGCAUGCCGUCUGAUAACCAUCGAAUCGUCAUCAGAGCAGACAAAAUGCCGAUGGGGCAGCAUGCUAGACGAUUCAACGCACCAACAAUCGAUGAGGUGGCAAUCGUCAUUGUUGGUGAACAGUUUGAAUCGCGAGAUAUUGUACUGCACCGUAGAAACGAACAACUUCAGCGUGUUUCCGAGCUACACCGUAGUUAUGAUGCAUUACAAUAUCCGAUAUUAUUGUGGAGAGGUGAUGACGGCUAUCACAUCAAUAUGCGAUUGAUAAAUCCAACUACUGGCCAAGAAACACCGAAAAAACUCAGUGCGAUGAACUUCUAUUCGUACAGAAUAAUGAUUCGUCCGCAAGAAGAUAACUACAUCCUGAAAUGUCGCAAGCCUUUCCAUCAGUAUUUGGUUGACAUGUAUGCGAAGAUCGAGACCGAACGUGUCAACUUUAUUCGAUUCAACCAAACGAAAUUGCGUUCUGAAGAGUACAUCCAUUUGAGAGACGCCGUAAUGAAUGAUGCAAAUGUGAAUAGCAUUGGACGUCUGACAAUAUUGCCAGCCACAUACAUCGGCAGUCCGCGCCAUAUGCACGAGUAUGCGCAAGAUGCGAUGUCGUAUGUGCGCCAUUACGGCAGACCGGUUCUGUUCAUAACGUUCACGUGCAAUCCCAAGUGGAAUGACAUCAAAUGUCAUUUGUUCCCCGGUGAAUCAACAACUGAUCGUCACGACUUGACACCACGUGUAUUCAGGGAAAAGCAAAAAGCAAUGAUGGAUUUAAUUGUGAAACUUUGUGUUUUUGGAGAAGCUCGAUGCUGGAUGUACUCGAUCGAAUGGCAGAAAAGAGGAUUACCGCAUGCACACAUCUUGAUUUGGUUAGUUCGCAAAAUACGACCAGAUCAGAUUGACAAAGUCAUCUCAGCGGAAAUUCCAGAUGAAGCAAUCGACCCACAAUUGUUCGACGUUGUAACAAAAAACAUGAUCCACGGCCCUUGAGGCGCUAUUAAUCCAACUUCACCAUGCAUGAUUGACAAUAAGUGUUCAAAGCGCUAUCCUAGUGCUUUAGUUGAUGAUACAAUCACUGGAAAUGACGGAUAUCCAUUAUAUCGGCGUCGAUCCGCUGAAGAUGGUGGUAAUUCAACGGUCAUAAAAGUUCGGGAUCAAGACGUUGAUGUUGAUAAUCGUUGGGUCGUGCCGUAUUCACCAUAGUUGUCAAAAAUUUUCGAAGCGCACAUCAAUGUAGAAUAUUGCAACUCUGUCAAAUCGAUUAAAUACAUCUGCAAAUACGUAAAUAAGGGCAGUGAUAUGGCAGUUUUCGGAGUGGCUGAUUAUCAGACAAUCGAUGAAAUUCAGCAAUACCAAAUGGGCCGUUAUAUAAGCAGCAACGAAGCGGUAUGGCGCAUUUUAUCGUUUCCAAUACACGACUGGCAUCCCGUUGUUCUUCAUUUGGCAGUUCAUCUCGAAAAUGGUCAACGCGUUUAUUUCACUGCAGACAAUAUACAACAGAGCGCAGCACGACCACCGCGGACAACACUUACUACCUUUUUCGAGUUGUGUGAAACCGAUGAAUUUGCAAGAAUAUUGCUAUAUUCCGAAAUACCACAAUAUUUCACUUGGAGGCCAUCAUCGAAAACAUUUCAACGACGAAAGCAAGGGGAGCGUGUUUACGGUUAUCCAAAUGUCCGUAAAACCGAUGCAUAGGACGCAUUUACACCAUCCAUCCGAACAACGCCGAAUGUUUCUAUUUGCGUCUGCUAUUAGUCAACGUGCGCGGACCAAGAUCAUUUGAUGAUUUAAAAACUGUUGACGGUUGACUAUUGACACCAAAAAAUGUACACGUCAACGAAAUCAAUUUUGCCAUUCAAGAAAAACUGCCAGGAGAAGCUACAACAUAUAUAUCGAUUGAUAGCGUUUUGAAUCAAGAUGAAGUAGUCAAUUAUCCAACUGAGUUCUUGAAUUCUUUGGAUCCCCCCGGUCUGCCACCGCAUCGUUUGGUCCUGAAAGUCGGUUCACCCAUUAUACUUCUACGAAAUCUGAAUCCACCGACUUUGUGUAAUGCACAAGGCUUUCAGUCAAAAAAUUGUGGCCAAAUUUGAUUGAAGCAACAAUACUAAAUGGCAAGGCAGCAGGUGAUGUCGUACUCUUACCACGCAUUCCCAUGAUUCCAACGGACAUGCCGUUUGAAUUUAAGCGCUUGCAGUUCCCAGUACGUCUUGCCUUUGCGAUGACCAUCAACAAAUCGCAAGGGCAAACAUUUCAAGUGUGCGGCGUCAAUUUGAAAGAACCGUGCUUCUCCCACGGCCAAUUGUUCGUCGCAUGCUCGAGAGUGGGAACACCAAGGUGCUUAUUCAUUUAUGCGCCAGGUGGAAAAACCAAAAAUGUUGUAUACCAAUAUGUUUUAUAAAUAAGUAACAGUUUUACAACAAUAAAUAAAACACAGAGUAAAAACCCUUAAGAGUUUUAAUCGAUUUAGGUGUAGCGAGGCACACAGGGUAACAGCUAGUUAUCUAUGUAUUUAUCUAUUAAUAUACUUACAUACAUACAUAUAUACAUAAUGCAUUUACAUGCAAUGUACAUCUAACAAUAAUAAAAAUGCAUGGGGAGACAAGUCAUAAAUUUACAGAUGUGGUAACAUUAAACACACACAUACAUGUAUUAAAUUGUACACUUGAAAACAAUCCCAUGUCAAGCAGCAAUAAACAAUAUGCUAUAAUACUCGUACAUACAAACAUACACACGUACACAUAUACUUAGUUCUUUAAGAUAGUUUUAAAGUUUUAUGGAAUGAUAAAUCUUUUUUGAGUCUUCUUCUUCUCUUCUUCUUUACUGGCGUAGACACCGCUUACGCGAUUAUAGCCGAGUCCACAACAGCGCGCCAGUCGUUUCUUCUCUUCGCUACGUGGCGCCAAUUGGAUAUUCCAAGCGAGGCCAGGUCCUUCUCCACUUGGUCCUUCCACCGGAGUUGAGGUCUUCCUCUUCCUCUGCUUCCCGCGGCGGGUACUGCGUCGAAUACUUUCAGAGCUGGAGUGUUUUCAUCCAUCCGGCCAACAUGACCUAGCCAGCGUAGCCGCUGUCUUUUAAUUCGCUGAACUAUGUCAAUGUCGUCGAAUAUCUCGUACAGCUCAUCGUUCCAUCGAAUGCGAUAUUCGCCGUUGCCAACGCGCAAAGGACCAUAGAUCUUUCGCAGAACUUUUCUCUCGAAAUCUUUGUUGAGUUCAAACACUAAAAAUAAACUUUUUGGGCGUGUUCGGACAGCUGUUCAAUAGUUGGCAAAACGCCUUCUCUCAAAAUUCCAAUUUAUAUUGGCUUGUCAAAAAAGUCUUGCGGUAUUUUCGCUAGUUGGCGCUGAAAGCGCGUAGUUCUAGUUUUAUUUGUCGCAUCGGGUCAUGCUAUACCUUUUUAGAAAGCUCAUUUCACGCGCUGCCCUUUUUUCGAGGUAAUCAAUUAAAAUACGUAUAAUUUUUAAUUAUAAUACGCACGUUCCAUUCCCUUAUGCCCAUUUCACGAGCUAUUUGACCUUUGCACAAUUUAUUUUAUAUAAAGCUACGAUUUCUGCUUUCCUUUUUUGUUGACACCACCAUGUCCAACUUGACUUGUUUUCACAACUUAUUCAAAAGAAAAUACCGCAAAUUCUGUAAUAAACACGUGCGGACGCUAACGGUAUUAAAAAUAAAGGUAAAAUAAUGUAGUCACAUGACAAAACAGCUAAAUAAGACAAAUAGUGAAUUUUGAGCAAAUAGUGACAGUUCAAAAUAGGAAUAUUAGAAAAUUUUGGACUGCGUGGGUUUUUUUAUUAAUUACUUUUAUGUGAUACAAACAAUCGUUAGGCGAACAAAAUUAAAAAAAAACAGAGCAACGUGUUUCCAGGGAAUAAAUUAUGGGCUAUCAAGUAAACAGCUGUUAGCAAUGAAAGAGUAGUUGGCAAUAAAUUUGGUAAAAAUUUGUAUGUCUUGGUAGAAAAUUUAACAAGUGCUCAGCAACAAUGAUCCGUAUAAAAAAUAACACGAAAACAGAGGUCGCAGCUAGAUUCUUUUACAGUUUUCCGGACAAAAUAUUGUCAAGUACGGCAAAACUAAACCAACAAUGACUGCUAUAGAGAUCCCAGGCGAUUUAAAUUUAACUUAACUUUAAAUCGUGGUGAGUGGUAUAUAAUCUUAAGGGAAUGUUUUUGUUCAAAAGCGUGUAACUGAUCUGAUGAAAUAAAGUUUUAUAUAAUAAACCGUUUACUGCAUGUGUGAACUAAAUUCUUAUUUAUUUAGAAACGUAGUGCCGAAAGGGAGUUUUACAUUUGCAAUGCAACCGGAGUCAAAACUAUUUAAAAUUGCUAACAAUUAUUACUAUUUCAUUGCUCGCAGCUGUAUGUAUAUAUGUUAAAUAAGUUUCACAUAUCGAAAUAUUCAGAAAUUGGUCACAUGGAAAACUAUUAACGAAAUGGAAUUAGCAUUUCAUUAUUUCAUAAAUUUUUUCGUUAUUUACAAAAUAUUAUUUACAGCUCAAAGAAUUUUUUCAUUUGUGAUACAUUUCAAUCAUUAUAGACAAUUUUCAACUAUGAUCGAUUUACUGUUCCGGUAAAAGGCACGAAAAGUAUCAGUUUGUUUACAUAUGUAUGUAUAUAUAUAAAUAACGGGUGAUUUUUUUGAGGUUAGGAUUUUCAUGCAUUAGUAUUUGACAGAUCACGUGGGAUUUCAGACAUGGUGUCAAAGAGAAAGAUGCUCAGUAUGCUUUGACAUUUCAUCAUGAAUAGACUUACUAACGAGCAACGCUUGCAAAUCAUUGAAUUUUAUUACCAAAAUCAGUGUUCGGUUCGAAAUGCUUUUUUAUCGACAAAUUUUGUUCAGCGAUGAGGCUCAUUUCUGGUUGAAUGGCUACGUAAAUAAGCAAAAUUGCCGCAUUUGGGGUGAAGAGCAACCAGAAGCCGUUCAAGAACUGCCCAUGCAUCCCGAAAAAUGCACUGUUUGGUGUGGUUUGUACGCUGGUGGAAUCAUUGGACCGUAUUUUUUCAAAGAUGCUGUUGGACGCAACGUUACGGUGAAUGGCGAUCGCUAUCGUUCGAUGCUAACAAACUUUUUGUUGCCAAAAAUGGAAGAACUGAACUUGGUUGACAUGUGGUUUCAACAAGAUGGCGCUACAUGCCACACAGCUCGCGAUUCUAUGGCCAUUUUGAGGGAAAACUUCGGACAACAAUUCAUCUCAAGAAAUGGACCCGUAAGUUGGCCACCAAGAUCAUGCGAUUUAACGCCUUUAGACUAUUUUUUGUGGGGCUACGUCAAGUCUAAAGUCUACAGAAAUAAGCCAGCAACUAUUCCAGCUUUGGAAGACAACAUUUCCGAAGAAAUUCGGGCUAUUCCGGCCGAAAUGCUCGAAAAAGUUGCCCAAAAUUGGACUUUCCGAAUGGACCACCUAAGACGCAGCCGCGGUCAACAUUUAAAUGAAAUUAUCUUCAAAAAGUAAAUGUCAUGAACCAAUCUAACGUUUCAAAUAAAGAACCGAUGAGAUUUUGCAAAUUUUAUGCGUUUUUUUUUAAAAAAAAGUUAUCAAGCUCUUAAAAAAUCACCCAUAUAUAUACUAAUAUUAUAAAGAGGAAAGAUUUGUACCUAUUUUUGUAUGUUUGUAAUGAAUAGGCUUAAAAAGUACUGAGCCGAUUUAAAAAAUUCUUUCACCAAUAGAAUGCUUAAUUCUUCCAAUUUGACAUAGGCUACAUUUCAUUUUGAAAAAAGUUAGGGAUCCUUGGUAAAAUUUGAACAAUGUAACCGAAGGUGUAGAAAAAUGAGUCUUAAAAUGUCUUUCGUCGAAUGCGCUGCCGAAACUAUUAGCGAUAGAACAAAAUAAUGUACAACAAUGUUGAAGAACAUCAUAAUGUCUACAAAAAUCUCCGCGGUAGCAUGUGUCCAACUUUUUUCAUUUUAAACAUUAAUGAAAAUGCUAACCAAAUUCAAACAAUGCUAUUUAUGUGUUUAUUUUAAUCCUUAUCCAGAUUAAUUAUUUUAUGGUCAAGACAAUUUAACUAGCUAUAAAAUAGUUUUUAAAUUAUUUAAAUUGGGCUUUCCAUUCAAAAGAUAUUACGAAUUAAAAAAUUCAAACAGUAAACAAUACCGCCAUAGCGUCGUGGCCGUUGUUUGCGAUGCAGUCUGAAAAGCGCGCCGGGCCAGAGAAUGUAAAGUAUAGAGAAGGCGCAAAUUGAAUUCUGUAUGAUGUUCGAUUUGGUGGCAGAUGAUAUCGGCAGAGCCGAUAGAAUCAAAGUAAGGAAUUCGACGCUGUCGCUGCUACUUAGCAGAAUUGAGCACGUGCAGUGGCAAAAAUAUAUGUAAAACGACUUAAUUCAUGCCAAAAUAAAUAAAGAGAAAUGCUUUGAAAAAAUAUACAAAGCAUUCUCUGAGUCAAUAUGCGUGAUUAUUUUGUAUUAUAUGAACCAUUGUUUUCUGGAAAAUGGUAAAAGUUUUAAUUAUUUUUACAAAAUUGGGAAAAAUUAGGAAACGUUAUUUUAAUUUUAUUUUUCUUUAAUUUAAUUUUUAAAUAAAUUAAUAUUUCAAAUAAGAUGAUGAUGACCUUCAUGAAAUAUGCAUAUUCGCAUUAUUUCGUUAUCAUUUCCAUAUUUGUACCAAUAGAAUUUCUAUGACACAUGCAUAUAUACAUAUAUUAUUUCUUUGGCACAUUUGCCUGUAUGUUUAUGAAAGCAAAUGCGAGCCAUAUAAACAUGUACAUACAUUCAUAAUAACAAGUGUCGCACGCUUCUUUCGCAUCUCCGUUGUCAAAGAGUCAAGUGCUGAACACCUUAAGCACGACAGCCUGCAAGCGACAUCUGUCAAAUAUUAAAAUACACACGUUCUUAGGGACACAGGUAUUGAGGCAGCUGCACAACUACAAAAACAAGUAUACGAGACUUUAACGCAAGCGGUGGACAAUAAUACCGGUGGUCUAUUCUUCCUGGACGCACCUGGAGGAAUAGGGAAAACAUUUUUCAUGGCCACUAUUCGAUCAAGAUGUGACAAAGCUUUGGCGCUAACAAUGUCUGGAAUUGCGGCGACUCUUCUAGAUGUCGGUCGUACUGCACAUUCUGUGCUUAAGUUGCCACUCAAUUUAAACACAAUUGAUACUCCAACAUGCAAUAUUUCCCGAUCCAGUGCAAUGGGAAAAUUAUUGAUGCAAUGCAAGCUCAUUGUUUGGGAUGAGUGCACAAUGGCACAUAAGAAAUCACUUGAAGCACUUAACUUCACACUGAAGGAUCUCCGGUGAAAUAACAACAUCUUUGGCGGGUUGAUGAUAUUGUUGGCAGGCGAUUUCAGGCAGACGUUGCCAGUAAUUCCCCAUGGAACGCCUACAGAUGAAUUGAAUGCUUGCCUGAAGGCAUCACUUUUAUGGAAUAACGUAAACACAUUAUCGCUAACCACUAAUAGUUCAACUUAAAAAUGAUCAAAGUUCUGCACGAUUUUCCAAAAAAUUGUUAGCUGUUGGAAAUGGAAAAGUCCCAGUUGAUGCGACAUCUGGAUUAAUUACUCUUACCAACGACGUUUGCCGAUUUGUAGACUCUCAAUUAGCUCUCAUUGAAAAUGUUUUCCCAAACUUUAGUGAGAAUUAUAAGAAUUAUGCUUGGUCAACGAGCAAUUCUUGCCGCAAAGAAUAAUGAUGUACACGCACUGAAUUUCACCAUUCAAUCAAAAAUUGCUGGCGAUUUGGUGGCAUACGAAUCCGUUGAUUCCAUAACAAAUCCCGAUGAUGUAGUAAAUUAUUCAACGGAGUUUUUGAACUCUCUGGAGUUAUCAGGAUUUCCACCACAUAACUUGCAAUUCAAAGUUGGUACAGUUAUUAUAAUAUUGCGUAUUUUGAAUCCAUCGCGACUUUGCAACGGUACUCGACUUUCGGUAAAAAGACUUAAGCCGAAUUUGAUUGAGGCAACCAUUUUUAACGGAAAGUACGCAGGUGAAAAUGUACAUAUGUAUUCCUCGAAUAGCAAUGAUUCCGACUGAUCUUCCGUUUGACUUCAAACGAUUGCAAUUUCCAGUUCGCCUUGCGUUCGCAAUGACAAUUACCUAGUCGCAAGGCCAAUCGCUUAGUGUUUGCGGGAUAAAUUUGGAAAAUCAUUGUUUUUCACAUGGGCAGUUAUACAAUAUGUUGCGUGUUCACGAGUUGGGAAACCAUCCGCUUUGUCUGUGUUAACGUCAGACCAAAAAAGGUUUCAUUUUCAUUUACUUAGAGAAGUUCAACUAAAUAACACUUCAUUUUUGUAAUCGAAAUGAAUUCAUUACUGUUGUGAAAUGAAAUAUAAUUUUUCCUUUUCAAAUA